Molecule: messenger RNA, 1490 nt
Organism: Spirometra erinaceieuropaei
Lineage: Eukaryota; Metazoa; Platyhelminthes; Cestoda; Diphyllobothriidea; Diphyllobothriidae
Source: the annotation of a GenBank genome assembly
AUGAAGUCGAACAGCGAAAUAUGCAUUCUCUGGGCGAUUAUCGGUGUAUUGGGAACCCUCUUGCCCCUUGGAGACGGAAGCAGUAGGUUCAGUCUCAAAUAAUCAAGGUUCACUAAAAUGAUUUUUAAUGACGUGCCUACUUGAGUACUUGUUGUUCUCAAUAGUUAUAAGCUCAUUAUUUAAUUUUAUUUUUUAUUAUCUAUUUGCAGUAUACUGUGACGCGUCAAACAUAUUAAUAUGACUCGUUAGCACAGCACACAGGAGUCGCCAUUUUAAUGUCUUUAUUCAGCUUAACAGUUCGGUAUUACGUGUUUGCGACUGAAGGAGCAUUCAUUAGCCUGUACGUUGAUUUAUUACAUGGUAGUACUUUUAGCUUUCCCUAUCCGUCUUUAGAGCAUAAGCACGUUCAUGCAAGAGGUUGAUUUUCGAAAGCUUGUCAUUUAAAACACUUGAAUUUGCUUCAUGCUUUUGUUCAUCAAAGUAUACCGUUCUCUGUUGAAAAUUCGCAAAAUCUCUCGAACUUCUGGCGUCAGAAGAUAAUGAUGGGCAUAUAAAUGUCACACACUUAUCAUGACCUAAACAGCUUCUUAUUACUUAUUAUUGUAGGCCAAUAUGUGGACCCAAUAUAUUACCGACCACCGUGUCCAGAAGAAAAUUACGACUUGGAUAAUGGUAAGUUUACUUUAAUCUUGGUGAAGAGGUCAGAAUCCGUUCGGUUAUUUUGCUCAAGCAGAUUUUAAUAAAAAAAGUAAUUAACUUGACCAUCAUUUUAUCUGUCUUCAAAAAAAUCCCACAAUUAUCACUACUUAUGUAAUCAUUUCCAAUCCUAAAUGACCAGUAUUACUAAAAUAUAUACGUUUCCUUAUUUUCAUAACGUUUUAUCAGAACGUUUACGUACGGACGUAAGCUUACAAGCAGCUUAUAUUGGACUGCGAAGCCCCGUAGUAUUAUGUAUGAUAAUAAAUCUCAUGCUAAAAGAACAACAAGACAGGUUUCAGUGAUCUCAUCAAAAACAAAUAAAUAAGGAUAUAAGUUCAGUAAACUGACUUCAAUGCAAAGCAAGAAAUAUCACGUUCUUAACCUCGGAAAAUUUUAUAUCUCGAUAAAAUUAAUUAGAAAAAUGUUACCACAUAGUAAUAUGGGGAGCUGAUGACGUGUAAUUGAAAACUGUUGUCUGCUCAGACAAACAGCAUCGACCUUGCCCAAUUACUGACACUUUCAAACUAUACAGCAUCUAAACUCAGCAUAGGCACAAUAACAAGAAUAAGUCCUGAAUAUCUUCAGAGACUGGGAACUUUCGAUGCGCUGUGCCUACGGCAGCCGAGUGCUUUGAACUGUGUCAAGAACUCGGAUGCAACGAGUGGUCCUUCCUCAGCUUCGUCUCCUCCACAAGCACAGAAAAGCUCGAGCACCGCCGAUGCAGAUGCGUCCCAGAGUUCAAUUAUUGCAUGUAUACCUUCAUCCCCUCAAAGUUUCGUCUUUACUCCUAG